This is a messenger RNA of Colletotrichum higginsianum IMI 349063, 2124 nucleotides long. Its product is annotated as KilA-N domain-containing protein. Bases 1 to 2124 code for a protein of 707 amino acids. The transcript is spliced from 3 exons. The record is from RefSeq and is a predicted model, not a curated record. Gene Ontology annotation, biological process: positive regulation of transcription by RNA polymerase II. Gene Ontology annotation, molecular function: sequence-specific DNA binding; DNA-binding transcription factor activity. Lineage: Eukaryota; Fungi; Ascomycota; Sordariomycetes; Glomerellales; Glomerellaceae. Gene Ontology annotation, cellular component: nucleus.
AUGAGCAGCGAUAGAGUUCCGUCUCUGCCAUUGCCAGCUCCGCACCAGGCGUACUCGUCGGGUACCUCAUCCCCUCGGGUCAGUUCCAUUGGCUCUAUUUCGAGCUCUCACAUAGGCUCUAGUUCGUCUUUCACGUCGGCCGCAUCCUCAAACGGUCCCAAAACGCCUUCUCCCACCCUGCCCAUCAACUCGGCAAUUCCUGGACCAUCCAGCCAAACCAUCGGCGGAUACGAACAUUACUCCGCCAUGAAUCAACCUGCAGCAGACAUGUACUAUUCGCAACAUAUGUCUGCCGGUCAGGCGCCGCCGCCCCAGACUGUCACCUCCGGCAACAUGUCUUACCACCAACCCCCGCCGUUACAGCCAAGCCACUUGCCUCAAUACGCCCAGCAGACCCAGUACGCCCAGCCGUACGGGUACACCAAUGGCCUGACUUCGCCUCAGAACGCUCCUCCCGCUGUUAACAACGGAAUGGGUGGCCAGAACGUCCUUCCUCUGCCUGGUGUUUCUAACCAGGGCUUUCAGGGCUUUGACACGACCGGCCAAGUAGCACCGCCUGGCAUGAAGCCCAGAGUGACGGCUACCCUGUGGGAGGAUGAGGGAAGUUUGUGCUUUCAGGUUGAGGCCAGAGGAAUCUGCGUCGCGCGCAGAGAGGACAAUCACAUGAUCAAUGGCACCAAACUGUUGAACGUUGCGGGAAUGACCCGUGGUCGCCGCGAUGGCAUUCUCAAGAGCGAGAAAGUGAGACAUGUCGUCAAGAUUGGCCCCAUGCACUUGAAGGGUGUUUGGAUCCCGUUUGAGCGGGCUUUGGACUUCGCCAACAAGGAGAAGAUCACCGAGCUACUCUAUCCCCUAUUCGUUCAUAACAUUGGUGCCUUGUUGUACCACCCUACGAACCAGACCCGCACCAACCAGGUCAUGGCUGCUGCUGAACGUCGUAAACAAGAACAGAGCCAGAUGCGUGGUGCUCCCCAAACAGGAGGGCCUGGUCUGCCGUCGAUUCAGCAGCAUCAUCACCACUCUAUGGGCCUGCCAGGACCCCAGCAGUCCCUGCCAUCCCAUGCCAACAUUGGCCGUCCCACUCUGGACCGGGCACACACAUUCCCUACACCCCCCACCAGCGCCUCCAGCGUGAUGGGUGGCAGUAUGGGCACUUCAGACAACGGCUUCCAAUGGGCCCAGUCUCAGGGCAUGACCAAUGCCCAGGCUCAAAACCCCAUGUCUAUUGAUACGGGCUUGAGCAACGCUCGAUCCAUGCCCGCAACACCUGCUUCGACACCGCCGGGCUCGACUAUCCAAAACAUGCAGCCCUACCAGCAGUCUGGCACCCAACAAUAUGACAACUCGCGGCCUAUGUACAACCAAUCUGCUCAGCAGUCCCCCUACCAGACCACCAACCAGGCCUCGCAAGACCGCUCUGUCUACGGGCAGAACGAUCCGUAUGCCAAAAACGACAUGGGUCCUCCGUCAGCACGGCCUGCCACCUCUGGUGCCCCUCAGGACCAAAAGCCCCCGAACGGCAUGAUGCACUCUGAUCAGAGUGCUUCCCAGCCCGCUGGCGAGGAAGAGGCAGAGCAUGAUCACGAUGCCGAGUACACUCAUGACAGUGGCGCCUACGAUGCCAAUCGUGGUUCCUACAACUACUCUGCCCCUGCCGUUGGAACGCUUCCUGCUGAGCAUCAACAUUUGUCUCCCGAGAUGACGGGCUCGCCUGGGCACCCGCCCGCAUCUGGUCGUGCCACUCCCCGCACCGCCGCCGCACCCCAGCCCUACUAUUCUCAGCAGGCUGGCUACAGCACUCCCCCGCGGGUCGCCCAACAGUCGUCCAGCAACCUGUACAACGUCAUGAGCAACGACCGCAACUCGGCUGCUGCAGGUGGUAGUGACGUUUACCAACCCCAAGCGGAUAUGGGCUCCAUGUCAAAUGGAUAUCCCUCCCAGCUUAAUGGCUCCGCCAGUGGCAUCAAGCGCAGUCGCGACGAUGACGACGACCUUCAGCGUCCGCUCAGCGGCGGUGGCAUGGAUCUCAAGCGCAGGAAGACUUUGAUCAACGCGGCCGUUCCUGCUUACGACACCAUGGCUCGAGCUCCUCCUGUGAUGGCCCAACAACCCCAGCGAAGGUAA